Molecule: messenger RNA, 1931 nt
Organism: Linum tenue
Lineage: Eukaryota; Viridiplantae; Streptophyta; Magnoliopsida; Malpighiales; Linaceae
Source: the annotation of a GenBank genome assembly
UUAUAAAACUCUGUUUCCCCCCUCUUCCCCUUUCUCUCCCAACUCCCAAAAACCCUUAUAAAUCGCCUCUCAAUUCCCGAACCAUUAUCUUCUUCUCGCCGUUCGGCUCUCGGUUAGCCUCCCCGCGUUACCAUCAAGAAUCCCUCUCCGGUUUCUCCAUCCAAUCUUCAGUCGAGUAUUGUAAAUGGAAGACCAGAGUCCGAGGCGGAGACAGAUCAUCGAAAUCGAUGCCCACCUUCCGGGUAGUAGCGGUAACGUUGGAGGAGUGGGAGGGUACAGCAAGAUUUGUGCAGAGGCGCCUUGUGGCUUCUCUGAUGCACUGAGCAGCAAUUCCGAGGAGGCCAGGGAGCGGGCAGCUUCGAUGCGGAAGCUCCUGAUGGCGGUCGGGUUCUGUGUGAUUUUCAUGGCCGUUGAGGUGGCCGGAGGGAUCAAGGCGAAUAGUUUGGCUAUACUGACUGAUGCGGCGCAUCUGCUCUCGGACGUGGCGGCAUUUGCCAUCUCGUUGUUCUCCCUGUGGGCUGCUAGCUGGGAAGCCACUCCGAGGCAGUCGUAUGGGUUUUUCAGGAUCGAGAUUCUUGGUGCGCUGGUGUCGAUGCAGAUCAUAUGGCUGCUCACUGGGAUUAUUGUGUACGAAGCGAUUGUUAGGCUCGUUUAUAACACGGGGGAGGUGGAUGGGUUCCUCAUGUUUUUGGUUGCAGCAUUUGGUCUGGUGGUGAAUAUUAUCAUGGCGUUUUUGCUCGGUCAUGAUCACGGUCAUGGACAUGGACAUGGUCAUGAUCACGGGCACGGGCACGGGCACGGGCAUGGGCAUGGUCACGAUCACGAUCACGGGCAUGAUCACGAGCACGAUCAUGGACACCAUCACAGUCAUGAGGAGGGCCAUCAUGAUCAUUUAGAAGAAGGGCAUCAACAUCAUGUUGAUGAAGAGAGUGCGAAGCAGCAGCCAUUGCUGGACAAGAGGGUAAAGGGGGAGGAGAAGAAGAAGCAGAAGAAAAAGAACAUUAAUGUUGAGGGAGCUUAUCUUCACGUCCUUGGAGAUUCCAUCCAGAGCAUAGGAGUAAUGAUUGGAGGAGCAGUGAUAUGGUACAAGCCCGAAUGGAAGAUAGUCGAUCUGAUAUGCACCCUGGUCUUCUCGGUUAUAGUCAUGGCCACGACGAUCAAGAUGUUGAGGAGCGUUCUCGAAGUCUUGAUGGAGAGCACGCCGAGGGAGGUCGAUGCAACGAAGCUGGAGAAGGGGAUUCUUGAGAUGGAAGAAGUGGUGGCCAUCCAUGAGCUGCACAUAUGGGCCAUCACGGUUGGGAAGAUCCUCUUGGCUUGUCAUGUCAAAAUCAGGCCCGAAGCAAAUGCUGACACGGUGCUGGACAAUGUUAUCAACUACAUCAAGAGGGAAUACAACAUCAGCCAUGUCACAAUCCAGAUCGAGCGUUAAUGGUGGAGGGCAUCAUGGUAUGAGGCUAUCAGGCUAACAACUUCUGGGAUUUCAAGUUACAUUGGGAUAGGGGCAUGGACCUGAUGAUUAGGUUAGAGUUGUGAAUGGAAAACGAAGUCACAGAGAAUGAUUUGAUCGAAGCUUCGAUCAUCGGGGCACUAGGUGCUGUGAUGAAAGUCUAAAGGGUUGGGUCAUUGGUCUCAUGAACAAGAGGUGGCUAGCUGGGGUAUUGAGCUGACUGAUGAGUAAGAGGGUAGGCUCUAGUCUUACCAGGACUCGCGCAACAAUGUUAUGAUGCUUGUUGCGAAACGAUUCUGAUAUGAACACCGCUGGAUCGAAUUGGUGAGACUAAAAGCUAAGGUAAUCUGGCAUGGUAGAGUCAUGAAUAUGUAAGGCAUGAUACGAGGCGAAAUCGUCUAAUUAUUGUCCACGAAGAAAACAUGUAUUCAUGAAUCAUCUGCUGUGUUCUUUUGGAUACGAAGUCUUAUGCCCUCUUUUCCUG